Carya illinoinensis is the source of this 4096-nucleotide messenger RNA. RefSeq lists its product as uncharacterized. The record is from RefSeq and is a predicted model, not a curated record. NCBI's taxonomy places the organism in Eukaryota, Viridiplantae, Streptophyta, Magnoliopsida, Fagales, Juglandaceae. The transcript is spliced from 19 exons. Gene Ontology annotation, molecular function: hydrolase activity, acting on ester bonds. Bases 298 to 3630 code for a protein of 1110 amino acids.
CCGAGAAAGUUUGUUACCAAAGAGAAAAACCUUGCUGGUGACCUUUCCGUAGCUCGAUCUGACACCCGUUUGCUUGUUUUCUAUGUAUCGUCAUAUCCUUUCCCAUUCCCUGUAGGACCAAUAUAGUAAUAUACAGUUCGGUAGACCUCUCAGUACCGGAUCUGUCUCCGCAAGUUGAGCCUCACAGUUUAAUCAGCCAGAGAUUCCGGUGUUUCUCCGAUUUGGGUUUCUUGGUGCAGGCAGACAGAAAGAUAUGCGAAGUAAGUUCAACGAGGAGUGAAAGGUUGAUCCUGAACAAUGCAAGGUUUCAAAGCGAAAUUUAGAGUAGCGACUCUUGUGGCUGUAGCCGUAUGGACUGGUCUAGCUGCUUUGUAUGGCUUGUUAAAACCUAUUUCGAAUGGUUGUAUUAUGACAUACAUGUAUCCAACAUAUAUUCCAAUUUCAUCUCUGGAAGGCGUAUCAUCAGAAAAGUAUGGAUUGUAUCUGUACCAUGAAGGAUGGAAAAAGAUAGAUUUUAAGGAGCACCUUAAGAAACUAAGUGGCAUUCCCGUCCUUUUUAUUCCGGGCAAUGGUGGUAGCUACAAACAGGUACGAUCCUUGGCAGCAGAAUCUGAUAGGGCAUAUCAAGGAGGGCCUUUGGAGCAUACAUUUUAUCAAGAAGCCUCCCUAACUCCUGAAGAGGGAGGGGUGGAUUUUGAUGUAGCUGGCUUUCAAUUGCCCAAUCGAUAUACUAGCAGGCUAGACUGGUUUGCCGUGGAUCUUGAAGGUGAACAUUCUGCAAUGGAUGGUGGAAUACUUGAAGAACAUACAGAAUAUGUUGUAAAUGCCAUUCACAGGAUUUUGGACCAGUACAGAGCAUCAUAUGAUGUUCGAGAAAAAGAAGGUGCUGCAACCUCAGGGAGUUUGCCAAAAAGUGUGUUAUUGGUUGGCCACUCUAUGGGUGGUUUUGUUGCUAGAGCUGCCAUCAUACAUCCUCGCUUGAGGAAGUCAGCAGUUGAAACUGUUCUCACACUUUCAAGCCCACACCAAUCACCUCCUGUGGCAUUGCAGCCUUCCUUGGGUCAUUACUUUGCAAGUGUAAAUCAACAAUGGAGAAAGGGAUAUGAGGUUGAAACCACUCGCACUGGACGUUUUGUGUCUGAUCCUGUACUCUCUCAUGUUGUUGUUGUUUCCAUUUCUGGCGGUUAUCAUGAUUAUCAGGUGCGAACAAAAUUAGAAUCCCUUGAUGGUAUUGUUCCUCCUACCAAUGGCUUUCUGAUCAGUAGUACUGGCAUGAAAAAUGUGUGGUUGUCAAUGGAACAUCAGGCUAUUCUGUGGUGUAAUCAGCUAGUUAUCCAAGUGUCGCACACUCUUCUGAGUUUGAUAGACUCCAGAACAGGCCAACCAUAUGCUAACGCUCAAAAGAGACUUGCGAUAUUCACAAGGAUGCUUCGUAGUGGCAUACCGCCUAGCUUCAAUUGGAAGAUGCAAUCACAAUUAGCAUCCCAGAAGCUGAAACAUGUUUCCAUGAAGGAUGUCAAACAUGCAGCUGCCGCUUGUCCCAGCAAUGUUCAUUGGACUGAUGAUGGCCUUGAGAGGGAUCUAUACAUUCAGACGACCACUGUCACUGUUUUAGCAAUGGAUGGUCGGAGGCGAUGGUUGGACAUCCAGAAACUGGGGUCUAAUGGGAAAAACCAUUUCAUAUUUGUGACAAACCUUGCUCCGUGUUCUGGGGUCAGACUUCAUAUGUGGCCAGAAAAAGGAACUUCAAAUUCAAACUUGCCUUUGAGUGGUAGGGUUGUUGAGGUGACAUUGAAAAUGGUGUCUAUUCCAUCAGGACCAGCACCAACACAGAUUGAACCUGGGAGUCAGACUGAGCAAGCUCCUCCAUCAGCUGUAUUUUGGUUGGGACCAGAGGAUCUGCAUGGGUUUAGAUUUCUAACCAUCUCAGUUGCACCUCGUCCGACUGUUUCAGGCAGACCUCCACCAGCAGCAUCCAUGGCAGUUGGGCAGUUCUUUAACCCCGAGGAAGGGAAGAUAGAGUUUCCUCCCUUAUCCAUGCUUCAAUCUUUUUAUUCUCAUAAGGAGACACUUGUGAAGGAGGAUCAUCCCCUUGCUCUCAAUCUAUCUUUUGCCCUUAGCUUAGGGCUUCUUCCUGUCACUCUAUCAUUGAAAACUGUUGGAUGUGGAAUUAAAAAUUCUGAGCUACCAGAUGAAGUGGCUGGAAAUGUAGAAAACGGUAGGCUUUGUAAACUGCGUUGUUUCCCGCCUGUUGCCCUUGUGUGGGAUGAUACAUCUGGACUUCACAUAUUUCCCAAUUUGUACAGUGAGACAAUUGUUGUCGAUUCCUCACCAGCACUUUGGGGUUCAACUCGGGAUUCUGAGAAAACUACUGUUUUGCUGUUGGUAGACCCACAUUGUUCAUACAGGACAAGCGUCACUGUCUCUGUCACUGCAGCUUCCAGCAGAUUUUUGCUCUUGUAUAGUCCACAGAUAAUUGGUUUCUCCAUUGCUGUAGUCUUUUUUGCUCUAAUGCGGCAAGCACGUUCCUGGGAUCUCGAUCUGCCUAUACCUUCGAUGCUAUUAGCUGUAGAAUCCAAUUUGAGAAUGCCAGUGCCAAUUUUUCUCCUUGCCAUUGUCCCAAUCUUGGUCUCCUUGUUGCUGACCUCUUUGAUGUCCCAACCAUUUCCUCCAUUUGCUAGCUUCAUCAUUGUCUCAGUGGUUUGUUACUUAUUUGCAAAUGGGUUCAUUAUCAUUCUGAUUUUGGUAACCCAAUCGGUCUUCUAUGUGGCUGCCAUUAUACAUAUUUUCAUUAAGACAAGGUGGGAGGUGUGGGAAGGAAAAGUCUGCUUUGGAUCUUUUCACCGGUUUAUUAAUCUCUUCUCCCGUUUUUCCUCGUUAAAGGUGGUAAGGGUUCUAAGAGUCAAUCCCUUACUUGUUACAGCACUCACUGCAGUUAUGUUGGCAUGCUUGGUUCACCCAGCACUAGGAUUAUUCGCACUCCUCAUAUUUCAUGCUUUGGGCUGUCACAAGAUGCUGUGCAGUUUUUUGACGGCUUCCUUUCGCAGCCAUGCAUGGAGAAAAGAAUUAUUUGGCUAUAAGAAUAAAGGCAAUGAUGGGUCUCGGCAAUUUACAUCCAAAUUUGACGAAAGAUCCAACCAGAGAUUGCCUUUGGAAGAGAACAGUUCCAAUAGACUAGACUCUCCAAAAAGUUUUGGGGACAAUCAAUUAGAGAUGUUCCAUCAUCGGCAUGGCAUGUUGAUUUUGCACCUUGUUGCAGCACUUAUGUUUGCUCCCUCACUUGUGGCUUGGUUGCAGAGAAUAGGGAUGGGCCAGAGCUUUCCAUGGUUCCUGGAUUCUGCUCUUUGCACUGGUGUCAUCCUUCAUGGUAUUUGCAAUUCAAAGCCUGAGUUCAAUUACUUCCUGUUCUCUUUUCCUGGCAUCCCAAGCAGGGAAGUGAGACUUGAUUUUGUCUACCUUGUUGCCGGAUACUAUUCCUAUCUCUCGGGAUUGGCCUUGGCUCCAUACAGAGCAAUUUAUGUCAUGGCCGCCAUUGGCUUCAUUUCUUUUGUUUUGAGGACUCUGCAGAGAAGAAACCGUGAAAAGGGUGAGGUUUCUUUUGGGAGCCGAAAGCAUUCACACCGACAUUGAGAGAGCUUUUCCAUUAUCAAGACUCCCAGGUCCCCUGAACAAUCAAUCAUAUAUUAUCUGCUGAUAUGCGUGAUUCAUCCACAAGAGUCAGGUGUAGUGGAAAUCAUUCCAAGAACCACAGUUUUGCUAGCAGAAUUCUCUCAUUCAAGUGACAUUAUUUACAGGUGAAAAGCUGUAAUGUUGGGAAGGAGCAAAACUUUAUACAGUUGUUGUAUCUCGGGCGUUUAUAGGAGGCUGGGUCCUUUUUUUUCAUGUGUUGGGGCCAUUUUGUGAUAUUUAAGUUCACAUUUUUUAGCAACUUGUCUGAAAAUCGACGGAGGAAAGCCGCUUGUCUCACCAUUGGGAGCAGAGUGUUGGCCUGCGAAGUGUGCUCUUAGCAGAGAAGAAUGGUUAUAGUUUGGGAUUGAUUGCAUGUUCAAAACAAGCCGGACGAUAAAUCCAAUUAAUGAAUUUUGAAUUUCUUCUA